AUGCCGCCACCGAAUGCUGCGACCUCUGGCGCCGCCGGGCUUCUGCGGCGCCAGCUCAAGCAAAUGCAAAUCGACAAGGACAUCCCCGGCAUCUCCUGUGGGCUCGUCGACGACAACAACAUCUUCCAGUGGGAGGUCAUGCUGAUGAUUAGCGACGAUGUCAAGUACUAUGGAGGCGGCAACUUCCGCGCCCACCUCACAUUCCCGUCCGAGUACCCGCUACUUCCCCCCAAGCUCACCUUCCAGUCACCGAUACCAUUCCACCCGAACGUCUACCCCAACGGUGACCUCUGCAUCUCCAUUCUCCACCCGCCCGAGGAGGACCGGUUCGGCUACGAGGAGGCCGGCGAGCGCUGGAGCCCCGUGCAGACACCCGAGACCAUUCUGCUGAGCGUCAUCAGCCUGAUCGCCUGCCCCAACGACGAGAGCCCGGCCAACGUGGAGGCUGCACGGCUCUUCCGCGAAGAGGUCGCCGGGACCAGCCGCGAGUUUCGCCGUCGCGUGCGGCAGUGCGUCCGCGAGAGCCUGGGCGAGGAGUGA
Molecule: messenger RNA, 540 nt
Organism: Grosmannia clavigera kw1407
Lineage: Eukaryota; Fungi; Ascomycota; Sordariomycetes; Ophiostomatales; Ophiostomataceae
Product: ubiquitin conjugating enzyme
Exons: 2
Coding region: 1-540 (179 amino acids)
Cellular component (GO): cytosol; endoplasmic reticulum
Source: RefSeq, a predicted model, not a curated record